Messenger RNA from Mitosporidium daphniae, 1614 nucleotides. RefSeq names its product tRNA-splicing ligase RtcB-like protein. Lineage: Eukaryota; Fungi; Microsporidia. Bases 1 to 1614 code for a protein of 537 amino acids. The transcript has 6 exons. The record is from RefSeq and is a predicted model, not a curated record. Gene Ontology annotation, molecular function: RNA ligase (ATP) activity. Gene Ontology annotation, biological process: tRNA splicing, via endonucleolytic cleavage and ligation. Gene Ontology annotation, cellular component: tRNA-splicing ligase complex; nucleus.
AUGGAACAGAACAGCAUGUCCUCAACACCAACGGCUCGUGGAUUUCCUCCUUUAAAGCAGGUUUUUGCCAAGAACUAUGAAGACUUUCUUUGCAAGUCGGACUCAUCCUGCGGUGUUAUGCACACCCUACCAAUCAUUCCCGACUGGUUACCAUGCAAAGUCCCGGUUCAAAUCUUCCUAAAUGAAGUUCUUUUGAACGAGAUGAAUGAAGAGAUUAAAAAGAGUAGGAACAUCGGUCCAACCGGAUUUCUUCCGGCCCUUCUGCAGCUGGCAAAUGUGGCAACUCUUCCCGGAAUCGUUGGCUCGUCAAUUGGCCUACCCGACAUCCAUUCUGGGUAUGGCUUUGCGAUCGGAAAUGUUGCUGCAUUUGAUGCAAACGAUCCAGCUGCCAUUGUAUCUCCGGGUGGUGUUGGCUUUGAUAUCAACUGCGGUGUCAGGCUUAUCAGGACAAAUCUGACGAUUGAUGACAUCAAUCCUAUUAAGGAGCAAUUAGCUCGGAGUCUAUUUGAGACGCUUCCAGUGGGAAUUGCAGGAAGCCAACCAAAGGCAUCAUCGAACAUUAAAAUUGACAUCAAAAACCUUAAUGAGAUUUUAUCUACCGGCGUCAACUGGGCCGUUAAAAACGGAUAUGCAUGGCCAGAAGAUUUGGUGACCUGCGAAGAAAACGGAUCUAUCCAGCCAGCAGAUCCAGCUUGCGUUUCCCAGAGGGCCAAGGGAAGGGGAAUUUCGCAACUGGGCUCACUUGGAGCUGGAAAUCAUUAUGCAGAAAUCCAAACAGUCUCAUGCAUUUAUGACGAAAAGGCUGCAAAAGCUAUGGGAAUCUCCAAGAUUGGGCAAGUUUGCAUCAUGGUGCACUGUGGAAGCCGAGGACUUGGGCACGAAAUCGCAUCAAAUUACAUUGACCUAAUGAAGGGAGCCAUGGAGCGAGAUAACAUAUCGAUUCCGGACAGCCAGCUUGCAUGUGCAAGGAUAAAUUCACGGGAAGGCCAGGAAUACAUUCGGGCAAUGAAUGCUGCGGCAAACUAUGCCUAUUGCAACAGAUCGAUCUUGACGUUUUUCAUUAGAAAGGCUUUUGAGAAGCUUUUUCCAGCAAAGACAGCAAGAGAGCUUGAUAUGCAUCUUGUUUAUGAUGUUUCGCAUAAUAUGGCAAAGUUUGAAGAGCAUUCCAUUGGCCAGGGAGAGAACCCUACAGAACUUCGCACACUGCUUGUGCAUAGGAAAGGCGCAACACGAUCCUUCCCGCCGGGCCACCCAUCUCUUCCGGCCAUGUAUUCAGAAAUUGGGCAACCUGUUCUAGUUGGAGGUUCAAUGGGAACCUACAGCUAUGUGCUUACAGGAGGACCAAACGCCAUGGCUUCUUCAUUUGGAUCUACUUGCCAUGGUGCUGGUCGAGCCAAGUCUCGCGUGGAGGCCAAGAAAACACUGUCCAGUCAAGAGAUUUUAUCUCGUCUCCAAAAGGAUGGGAUUACCGUCUGCAUUGCAGAUAUUUCUUCUCUUUCUGAAGAGGCGCCUGAGGCUUAUAAAGAUGUAACAGAAGUGGUGGACACCUGUGAGCUUGCCGGAUUGUCUAUAAAAGCCAUCCAACUGAGGCCCAUUGCUGUCAUAAAAGGCUAA